Messenger RNA from Fomitopsis serialis, 1585 nucleotides. Its product is annotated as oxalate decarboxylase. Gene Ontology annotation, biological process: oxalate metabolic process. The transcript is spliced from 20 exons. The coding region runs from base 126 to 1451 and encodes 441 amino acids. The record is from RefSeq and is a predicted model, not a curated record. Lineage: Eukaryota; Fungi; Basidiomycota; Agaricomycetes; Polyporales; Fomitopsidaceae.
UUGUGACGGAUACAUGAGUUCCGUCCCUCGCAUGAAGCGUUAGCGCAAGCUGCGCAACGACACAAUGUCGUGCUAAAUUUGUCACAGUGUUUCAAACUACAGGAAGGCCUCGUACAUCCUGUCCCAUGAUGUCUAGACUCCUAUCAUUCGUGCUCACUGCCGUGUUCGCCUCUUGCCUGACGGCUGCUGCCCCGGCCGCCAUAUCAGCGUCUGGGUCAAGCGUAGCGUCUGCCGCGGAGCCUAGCGAGACCGUCGCUCUUGCUAGUGACAACCCCAACGGUAUCCUGUGGAACACUACGACGGACACCAACCCUCAGCCCAUACGCGGACAGCUCGGUGGGACCAUCUUGGCCCAGCAGAAUGUCCCGCUUCAGCAGCAGAACCCAGAUCUCCUCGCGCCGCCUACUACGGACCAGAACACGAUUCCCAACGUAAAAUGGCCAUUCAGUCUGAGUCCAACGCGUCUGAACACCGGCGGUUUUGCUCGCCAACAGAACAUCAAUCAAAUGCCCGUAGCCACAUCUAUGGCUGGUGUCGACAUGCGCUUGGAACCCGGAGCUAUUCGCGAGCUGCAUUGGCAUAAGACGUCCGAGUGGGCAUAUGUACUGAGUGGCUACACACAAGUCUCAGCGGUAGACCAAGAUGGACGCAACUUCGUGGGCACCGUGGGACCUGGCGACUUGUGGUACUUCCCGCCCGGUAUUCCUCACAGCCUUCAGGCGACGAAUCAGACGGAAGGCGGAUCCGAGUUUCUCCUCAUCUUCGACAAUGGUGACUUCAGUGACGGCUCUACAUUCCUUCUGACAGACUGGCUGGCGCACACGCCGAAGGAGGUCAUAGCCAAAAACUUCGGAACGAGUUUGGCGGCUUGGAACGAUAUUCCCGGCGAGCAACUAUACAUCUUCCCCGGUGAAUCUCCGUCGCCGGAUGCAACGGCACCUGAGGACCCUCAAGGACAAGUGCCAAACCCGUACAUCUACAAGCUGUCCCAAACCAAUGCAACACAGCUCGCUGGAGGCGCUCUCAAGAUCGCCGACUCGCGGAACUUUACUGUGUCUACUACAAUUGCCCUUGCCGAAGUUUGGGUCGAGCCCGGAGGAAUGAGGGAGUUGCACUGGCAUCCAACGGAAGACGAGUGGACCUAUUACAUAUCGGGGUCUGCUCGUGUGACGGAGUUCGCCUCGAGUUCGACCGCCCAGACUUUCAACUACGUGGCCGGUGAUAUCGGAUUUGUUCCCGCGUCCUAUGGUCAUUACGUGGAGAACAUCGGCAAUGACACCCUCCAUUACCUAGAGAUCUUCAACAACAAUCUCGUGGUGGACGUGAGCUUGAACCAGUGGCUUGCGCUCACGCCGCCUGCGCUCGUCAAGGAGCAUCUCCAAAUAUCCGAUGAGACGAUCGCGCAUCUCAGCAAGAUCAAGCCGUACGUCGUUGGAGCCACCGAGGUGUGAUGGCAAUGCCAGGGUCAAUUCUCUUCGUAAACGUAUAUGAUGUUGUUGGUAAUGUCUACUUGAAUGAGAAGCUAGGGCGACCUACGUGUCAUGUUCCUUCAUAGUAUUAACAGUGCGAUUGCUACAUCGCUUUC